AUGAAAAAUAAUAAUAAAAUUUUGUUUAAUAAAACAUAUUCAACUGAUUCUAAUAAUUCAUUCAGUCAAGUAGAACAAAUAAAUAAAUUAAUAUCUGGUGCUAUUUCAAGAACAAAUGAUAAUUCUUUGCCAGAAAAUAAAUUAAAAGAAUGCAUUAAAUUAUAUCAAAAUCUUAAUAAGGAUAGGAUUAAAUUCCUGAAUAUUUUGGCUAAUGAUUUUGGAGUGUCCAGAGAAAAUUCUAAUGAAGCUCCUGGACAAUAUGUAAAUAAAGAUCCUUAUGGAAGAGCUGCAGUUCGUGCAGAAAUGAUUUUGCAACAUACAAUGAUACCAUUACAUGACAUUUUCUUUAAUCGUAUAAAUGAGUUACCUGGUGGAAUCAAAUUCUUGGUGGAAAUGAGGGCAGAUUUGUUGAAAUUUAUUCGUGAAAAUAAUCAUGAAGUCAGUUUAGCUUCUCUCGAUAAAUCUCUAAGACAAAAAUUACAAAAAUUGGUAUUAAAUAAUAUUGAUCUAAAAAGAGUAACAUGGAAUUCACAUUAUUCCAUCUUGGAAAAUAUCAGAAAUUAUGAAGCUGUUCAUGCUGUUACUAAUUGGGAAGAUUUGAAGAGACGAGUUGGACCUGGAAGGCGAAUCUUUGCAUUCUUUUAUCGAGAGGAUCCAUAUUAUCCACUUGCAUUUAUUCACGUGGCACUUACAAAAGAGAUUACAGGAAAUGUUCAAUCGAUAUUAGAAGAAGCGUCAUUAACAGAUGAGGAAGUAACAUGUGCAAUAUUCUAUUCAAUCACAUCACAACCAGGAUUAUCUGGAAUGGAAUUGGGAAAUAUUCUAAUUAAACAAGUGGUAGAAAAAUUACAGAGCGAAUUUAAAUCUCUUAAAACUUUUUCUACAUUAAGUCCAAUACCUGGAUUUCAAAUGACAAUAGUAAAAUUAAAAAUUCAAGGAAGUGAAGAUGAAGUAUUAAAUGAGUUGACCAAAUCACAAGAUGUUUUGAAACCUAUCUUGAUGAAGUUUUGUGCAAGAUUAAAUUGGUUAGGAGAUACAUCAGGCAAGAUAUAA
Messenger RNA from Diversispora eburnea, 1053 nucleotides. The record is from the annotation of a GenBank genome assembly. NCBI's taxonomy places the organism in Eukaryota, Fungi, Glomeromycota, Glomeromycetes, Diversisporales, Diversisporaceae.